Ostreococcus tauri is the source of this 1518-nucleotide messenger RNA. Its product is annotated as Prp31 C-terminal. Gene Ontology annotation, cellular component: U4/U6 x U5 tri-snRNP complex; precatalytic spliceosome; U4 snRNP. Lineage: Eukaryota; Viridiplantae; Chlorophyta; Mamiellophyceae; Mamiellales; Bathycoccaceae. Gene Ontology annotation, biological process: mRNA splicing, via spliceosome; spliceosomal tri-snRNP complex assembly. The transcript has a single exon. The record is from RefSeq and is a predicted model, not a curated record. Bases 1 to 1518 code for a protein of 505 amino acids.
AUGUCCACCUUGGCGGAGAGUUUUCUCGCGGAUUUAGACGCGCUGAGCGAUGCGGAGGACGACCGAGGCGCGGACGCGCACGGCGACGCGCGCGCGGACGGGGGCGAGGACGGGACGACGGUGGCGGGCGAAAGGAUGAUGGGUGGGGAAACGCUGCGAGCCUCCGACGACGUGGACGAUGUCUCGACGCUCAGGACGACGGAGAGAUACAGAGAGAUCACGUCGGCGGUGGAUGAAGCGCUGAGGAAGCGUGAAAACGCGAUGGAGACGACGGAGAGUGGGAAAGCGCUCGGGGCGGUGGACCGCGGGGCGGAGGCGCUCGUGAUGAAGUGCAACGCGCUCACGGUGGAGGUGGAUAAUGAGAUCGCGAUCGUGCACAGAUUCAUCAAGGAUAAGUACAAGAAGAAGUUUCCCGAGCUCGAGUCUCUGGUGUUGCACCCGAUCGAUUACGCGCGAGUGGUGAAGGCGAUCGGGAACGAGACGGACAUCAUGGGCGUGGACCUCGACGGCGUCCUCCCUUCGGCGACCAUCAUGGUGGUGAGCGUCACGGGAUCGACCACAUCGGGCGUGCCUCUGAGCGAGAGCGAUUUAGAGAAGACUCUGAUCGCGUGCGAUAGGGCGUUGGAGCUGGAUGAGUCGAAAAAGAAGAUGUUCAACUACGUGGCGACGCGCAUGGCGGACACGGCGCCAAACCUGAGCGCCGUGUUAGGAAGCGACAUCGCCGCGCAGCUCAUCGGCAUAGCCGGUGGUUUGCACGCCCUAUCGAAAAUGCCGGCGUGUAACGUGCAAGUUUUGGGAUCGAAGAAGAAAAAUACGGGCGGAAUGUCGAGUGCGUCCGCCAUACGCUCUGGGGACAUGCACGCCGGAUACAUUUACGACUGCGACAUCAUCCAGAAGAAAACGCCCCCGGCGUGGCGAAGCAAGGCUGCGCGCCUGAUUGGGGCGAAGUGCACACUCAUGGCGCGCGUCGAUGCCUUCGGUCAGGCGCCCGAUGGAUCGAUGGGUCAGAAAUUUGCGGAAGAAAUUAUCAAGAAGAUUGAGAAGUGGCAAGAGCCGCCACCCGCGCGCACGGCAAAACCGCUUCCUGCGCCCGGAAUCGAGGCGAAGAAGCGACGCGGUGGUAAGCGAGCUCGAGCGCUAAAGGAAAGGUACGGAAUUACGGACAUGCGCAAGGCUGCCAAUCGCGUCAACUUCAACGAAGUGGAAGAGGUUGGCUACGACGGCGAAGGCCUUGGUUUGUUGGGUUCAUCCGCGGGCUCAGCGGCCAUCGCUGGAAGGUUGCGACUGCAGGCCAAGGCGGCAAAACUCAUCAAAACAGAUAACAAAGGUGGUAAGUCGACUUUUGCGAGCACGUCUGGCACCGCUGGGACGGCGUCUAGCUUAGCCUUCACACCGAUUCAAGGUAUCGAGCUCGUGAAUCCGAACAGAGUACAAUCGGAUGGACCCGUUUCCGGCACCGAUUCCGUCUUUUCGGAGCGCCGCGGUUUCUCCAACGUCGCGCGUCAGCUCAAGCGGUGA